AUGCUCCCGAUCGGGCGAACCCCCGGGGACCUGUCACCGCCUCAUCAGAUGUCCACCCAGGCCAGGGUAUUGCCAAGCCUGCGGACUGUCCUCAACUCUCCACUGCUCGACGCUUCGCCCGCGCUUCCCCGCGCCCAACCCACGCGCCUCCCGAGCCUCAACAACUUUGACCAAAAGACCCAUGGCUACUCGGCCUACGACGAGAGCCGGCCCUCCAUGGCCGUCGCCUCGUCCAUGCCGGCCCCGGCCUACCCUGCUUACAUUGCAGCACCAACGCCGGCUCCGGUCCCGCAUGCGUCCAACGGAAUCCAGUACGGGCCGCCGAGGCCGGCAUCGAGCUCUUCCGGCACCGUCUCGUCCGACCACCACUCGCCCGGUGCGCCAGGCGCCGCCGAGGCCAACGCCAGACGCCACGGGCCCGACAUGUCCAAGGCCUCGCUGCAGAAUGCUUCGCGAUACGUCGGUCAGCAAGAGGUGCCCGGCGAGGGCUGGUGUUAUGUCUACGACGACGGCAGCUACUGCAAGACGACGGUCGACGGAGAGCCCGUCAACCCGUCCUGGGGCUUAACCAAGGCGGGCAAACCGCGCAAGCGCCUGGCCCAGGCGUGUUUGACGUGCCGGGAGAAGAAGAUCAAGUGCGAACCUGGUUACCCGACGUGCGCGCAGUGUGCCCGGGCUCGCCGGAAUUGCAGGGGUGGAAUGAGCAUGCACAAACCGAGCCCUGAUGCGCAGAGGGCGAGCACGUCAGAAGCAACAGCCGCUCCCGGCAAACAGCGCGUCGAGGGGCUCCUGACUGCAGAUGCUCCUCGGCGGCCACCCGCGAGCGUGAGCCCCUCGCCGGACACGCUCGAGUGCGUUUCAAACGCGCUGAGGACUGAAACGGCUCGAAAACGGCAACGUCGUGCAUCGUCGUCGAACGAAGGACCGGGCAUGUUGGACGCCGCGGCAGCUUCGGGUGCUGGCAACCUCGCUGCUGCGCCUGGUCCUACGGUCCCUCCCUAUGUCUUGAACGUAGAUCCCUACGAGGUGGACCCAGCGCACACGCGGCGACUGCUCGAUCUCUACUUCACGUACAUCAAUUCGACGACGUACACGGUGUUUCCGCGCGAUGCGUUUAUGCGGUGGGCGACGAACGAACGGCCAAAGUCGACCGAGGACCAUCUCCUGCUGUACGCCAUCAUGUGCAUGGGCAACGUCUUUUCGACGGAUGCGCGGCAGGACUUUGUCGAGCCGGUGCUCGUGAACAUUGUGACGAGCGGGCUGGAGGAAAGGAUUGGCUGGUUCACGCUGCAGGUGUGUCUGAGCCAGCUCCUGCUGGCACUUUAUCAUUUCGCACGUGGCAAGAACGGCAAGGCGUACGCGUGGUGCGGGUUGGGUCUACGAGCGCUCAGUGCGCUGAGGUAUAACACGGAAAAGGGCGUGACGUGGCUGGCAGACGAAGAAGAUCCGGAAUUUGGCUUCAACCCGGAGACGCUCGUGGAAUGCCGGCGGAGGAUCUUCUGGGCCGGGUUCCUGAUGGAUCGCUUCAACGGGCACGCGGGCGGCACGCUCUUCAUGAUCGGGCUCGAGGAGAUAUUCGUGCGGCUGCCGUGCACCAACGCGGCCUACGAGGCGGGCGAGCCCGUCGAGGCGCCGCUGCUGCGGGACGCGGGCCCGGACGCGGACCCGGCGUCGCCGGCGUGGCAAAACGUCGGCAUCAUGGGGCAGCUGGCGCAGGUGUCGGCCAUCUGGGGCGACGUAUGGGCUUUCACAACGCGGACGGCAAGCAGCUGCGCACCGCUAGACAUAGGGGCAUACGAAGCCUUCCACGCGCGAACAACAGCACGCCUACACCACUGGCGCGCUGCCCUCCCACCGCAUCUCGUCUUCACGACGCGCAACCUCGACAGCGCCAUCGCUGCCGGCGUCGGCCCCGCCGGCUCCCUCGUCUCCCUCCACGCCCACUUCCACGCUACCCUCAUCCGCCUCAACCGCCACGCCCCGCACGCCCAUCUCCCGCCCCACCUCCUCUCCCGCAACAUCGCGCACGCGGUGCGCGCGGCGCGCGACCUGCUCGCUCUAGCGGCGCCGCUGGCCCCCGCUGCCCGCGUCGCCCGUCUCGGCCCCGACGUCGCAAUGCCCCCACGUUUUGCCUUCAGCACCCCGUUUCCGGGGUACGCUGUCAUGCUCGCGACGGACGUGCUGGCGGCUGUGGGACCGGGGCCGGGAAUGGGACUGGGAACGGGGACUGCGGCGCUGGCGGAUGUGCUCGGCGCGUUGGAGGCGGGGCUGGCGCUCGUGGAUGAGAUAGCGCGGUUUUGGGCGAGUGGACGACAGCAGCGACGGGGCGUCAAGGCGCGAUUGCGGCUGCUGGAGGAGGGCGUGCUGGGGCAGGGUGGGGGCGGGGGGAUGGGUGUGCCCCGUGGGGUUGGGGGGCUAAGGUGGUGGCGCGUUGAUGCUGCUGCUGUUGGUGCUUCUGGUGCUGGUGCUUCCGAUGGGUUUGGGUUUGGUAUGGGUGCAGGCAAGCACCAGCACCACCACCAGAACCAGACACAGUCACAAAACCAGGCCCAGUGGUGGUGGCGCGUCAAGACGCCGCUGGAGGGCGCGUUUGAGCGCGCGGAUGACGUCGUGUAUGGCGCUUCGGAUGGGGCGGUGGCGAGGGGGGUGCUGGAGGCCGGGGGGCUGGGGCUGGGGCUGGUGUAG
Messenger RNA from Aplosporella prunicola CBS 121167, 2685 nucleotides. RefSeq lists its product as uncharacterized. Lineage: Eukaryota; Fungi; Ascomycota; Dothideomycetes; Botryosphaeriales; Aplosporellaceae. Gene Ontology annotation, biological process: DNA-templated transcription; regulation of DNA-templated transcription. The transcript is spliced from 3 exons. Gene Ontology annotation, molecular function: DNA binding; DNA-binding transcription factor activity, RNA polymerase II-specific; zinc ion binding. Gene Ontology annotation, cellular component: nucleus. The record is from RefSeq and is a predicted model, not a curated record. Bases 1 to 2685 code for a protein of 894 amino acids.